AUGCUGCCAGCAACUUUCAAACUGUGUGCCGGGAUCUCCUACAGGCAUCUGCGCAACAUGACCGGCUUGAGAAGGCAGGCGGCUGUUGCCAUCAGCCAGGAACUGAAUAAACUCGCCUUUGCUGGCCCUGGUCCCAGUAAAUGGAUCAACCAAGUUCGCAGGAGGAGCUCCUUACUCAGCUCCAGGUUGGAGGAGAAGCCCUUCAGUGAAGUGGAGAUGUCCUAUGUUAAACAGGGAGAGGAAGCCCUCCAGAAAUCGCUCAGCAUCCUCGGGGACCAGGAUGGCUGGAAAACGGAGACCAUAGCGGGGAAUGGGGACAAAGUGCUGAGCAAGAUGCUCCCAGACGUUGGGAAGGUAUUCCGGCUGGAGGUGGUUGUGGACCAGCCCUUGAACUCUGUGUAUGAUGAGUUGGUGGAAAGAAUGGAGCAGAUGGGAGACUGGAAUCCAAGCAUCAAGGAAAUCAAGAUUCUCCAGAAGAUUGGGAAAGACACCGUGAUCACCCAUGAGACUGCUGCGGCCACGCCUGGCAAUGUGGUGGGGCCACGGGACUUUGUCAGCGUGCGGUGUUCUAGAAGACGGGGCUCUACAUGUGUCCUGGCAGGGAUGGCCACAAGCUACGGAGCGAUGCCAGAACAGAAGGGAUUUAUAAGAGCUGAGAACGGUCCCACCUGUAUGGUUCUCCGUCCACUGGCUGAAAAUCCUUCACAGACCAAGUUAACCUGGCUACUCAGCAUUGACCUAAAGGGCUGGCUGCCUAAGACGAUAAUCAACCAAGUACUCUCCCAGACCCAGGUAGACUUUGCCAACCACCUCCGCAAGCGUUUGGCUACCACAGCCACUCCAAUUGCUGUCAGCUGCUGA
Emys orbicularis (European pond turtle) is the source of this 861-nucleotide messenger RNA. RefSeq names its product steroidogenic acute regulatory protein (gene STAR). NCBI's taxonomy places the organism in Eukaryota, Metazoa, Chordata, Testudines, Emydidae. Gene Ontology annotation, biological process: steroid biosynthetic process; regulation of steroid biosynthetic process; intracellular cholesterol transport. The record is from RefSeq and is a predicted model, not a curated record. The transcript is spliced from 7 exons. Gene Ontology annotation, cellular component: mitochondrion. Gene Ontology annotation, molecular function: cholesterol transfer activity; cholesterol binding. Bases 1 to 861 code for a protein of 286 amino acids.